GUUCAACGCUUAUGACUGUACCUCGUCGGCGCUCGCUCCAAUUUUUCCCAUCCAUUCUUCCAACUCUCUUCAGUAGACAGAGGGGCAUUCAGAAUGACCGUCACGGACGACGAAAUAUGGCAAAAGCUAGCCAACGAAAUAGCACCAGGAGCAGAGUACGACUCCAACGCUCGGCGGCCCUACUCUCAGUGUUUACCUGGAACCCGUGUCGAACUUCUAGACGCGUUGGAAACGUCUUUGACACGAGGGAAUCAACGGUUCGUCUGGCUUUUUGGAGGCUCUGGUUCGGGCAAAUCAAGCGUCGCCUACUCUAUCGCAGAGCGUCUUCGAAAUACUGAGAGUCUAGCUACUACAUUCUUCUUCUCACGGAAGUAUUUCGCCAGGAGCAAUACCGAUCGUGUCUUCCUCAGCCUUGCCUAUCAAAUUGGUCUUCUUCACCACCGUGCCAGGAACUGUAUCAUAAAGGCGAUUAGGUGGAACCCCAGCUUGCUCACUGCUGAGGCAUCUCCCCUCCAGCAAAAAGAGGCGUUAGUUGUAGAGCCUUUGAAAGAACUUCAGCACGUAUGGGAGGGCGGACGAACAAUGAUCUUUGACGCCGCCGACGAAGGGGAGGAUAACCGCGGUGUUCAGAUCAAAGACUUGGCUAACGAGCUAGCGGAGCUUCUCCGCGACCCCACUAUCCCCAUUUCCAGCGUUCUUUUUACCAGCAGACCCCGUUCUUACCUUCAAAACCUGACCAGACACUCGGACAUCGCCAAUCUUGUCACAAUCCAUCAAAUAGAGCACUUUGACGCGAGCCAUGAUGUUGAGCUAUUUCUCCGUUAUCAGUUCCAAGAUAUCUACGACAUUCGCGACAUUUCUUUCGUACACCCUCAUCCAUGGCCCUCGCAAAACGUCCUUGAUACCUUACUUCAUCAAAUCAAGGGCCAGUUCGUCGUUGCUUCGACCAUAUGUAACCUCGUGCGUAACGCUAUAGACCCUGCGGACUGUCUCAAUCUGGUCGCAAACAUGUACGAAGGAGAGGUUGAUCCCAUCGACGUCGAUUUGGGCAACAUCAACUCAAUCUACCGCUACAUCCUCAGCGGUGGCGAUCCUCAGUGCCAGAGUUCAGACGCAGAGACCCUGGCAGACGUCGUCGCGCUCGCGGAACCUCUUCCACUGUCCGACAUAUGCAAACUGUUCACUCGCGACGUUGGACAGAACCUCGUGCAUCUAUCUCCGAUCGUCCAUAUCCCUUCCGCGGAAUCCCUCGGACCUGUUCAGAUCCAUCAUACUUCACUGCGCGACUACUUCUCGCAAAGCUCGCUUUCCGGCGAUUUCUACGUUGACCCGGCGCAUUCACACCAGCGUCUCGUGUGUCGGUGCUUAAAAAUCCUGCAACGAGAUUUGAAGAAAGAUAUUUGUGGACUCUGUGACUCGUCGAAACUGCAUGGCGAAAUCCCCGAUUUCGGUGAACGAGUCAAUGUGGCGGUUUCAGGUGCUUUGAGAUAUGCAUGCCGAUAUUUGACGUACCACCUCGCCAGGGCGGACCAUACAUCUGAAAUUCAAGCGCUGGUGUUUCGUUUUACCAAGAAAUAUCUUCUGUUCUUUUUGGAGCUAUCUUCGGUGAUUGGCAGUCUACACAUUGGGGUGAGAAGUCUCAUCGACGCAGAAAAAGUUCUCUCGAGUUGGGGAAAAUCCGAAGAUCGAGAGCUCGCCUUGAAGCUACUUUAUGACGCAUGGAGGCUCGUUCUCAAAUUCUUUGAGCCGAUUCGAGAUUCGGCUCUUCACCUAUACGAGUCUGCACUCCCUUUGUGUCCACCCCAGACACAGCUUUUACCUGUCUACCGCGCACUUUGCCUUGUAAGUGUUAUGGCUGUUGAGGAAGGACUUGGUGAUCGAUGGGAUUACCACAUCCGCGAAUUCUUUGUUAACGUUUUCGCUACUAUUAUCAUGUCACCCAACGGGCAUAGGCUGGUUACUAUCGCAGCACACGACAUACAAGUGUGGGAUCCAGUCACAGGUGCCAUCAUCGCCUCCCUAGAUUCUGUACAGGCACCCGAUCGUGCCGCGUUCUCUCCUGAUGGGAUCAUACUGGCUUGUCAGUAUCACACCGGCCGCACCUGCAUGUGGUUCACUGAGCCAAGCUCUUUCGUUGAGUUGAUCCCUCCUCAACUUGAGGCAGACGCUGCUGUUUGCGCAUUUUCCCAUGAUGGGCUGCUGCUAGCUACUGCGGUCACCUGCGCCGCAAAUUAUGGAGUUACUGUUCAUAUAUUUGAUCGGGACAGAGAUGGCGAAUCUUGGUCGCAUCGCACGCCGCUGAACUUUCCCGGAAAUGGCCGCGUUCAAGAUCUGGUUUUCUCCUGCGCAGGUCUUAUCAUGAUCGUUACACAAAACCGCGCGUAUAUUCUCGACAUCACAGACAAUAGCUGGUCUCCGCAUGCUCAACCAGAUAAGAAGUGGCUCUCACCAUUUCACUGGCACUGCUUCACAUACAACGGAGAUGCUACGUUGCACGUUACAGGUGGUAAUGAAGUCCGCAUGGCGCGUCUGAAUACAGGCGAAGACCCUGUACCGACUUGGCGAGUGGAAGGCGCAGAUGUCAUGAACCCUCCUCCGUUUGUCAGGAGACUAGGAGACGCUUUCUUGCUCGGAGACUACAUCUACACGCGAGACAGACAGAUUUUUCUCCCUUCGCAGACUGGUAAUUGGCACUCUCUAGGAGUUAUCACGGAAGGCAAACGCACCUCUAUCAUCGAUCUUUCUUUAUUGUUCGGCUGGAAGAAAAGCGCCCCUCGGACAAACAAAACCCGUAGAAAGGAUGGUAUUGCUUUUAUUCCAAUCUGUCGUCCAGACCUUAAACAAGCCGUGAUCAUCAAGGCGGGGCACGAACAGCUCGCUACACACGUGGCUGUGGAUGGUAUUUCUGGAUGGAAAACAAUCACACUCAACGGCUCAAUCUUUGACGUGCCACGGAGCCAUGUUUGCGUGUCUCGCAACAUGGAACUAUUCGCUAUCUUGGAUGUCUCCGGCAGAACGGUCUGUAUCAGAACCCUCAAAGGACUCAAGGUCUGCGACGUCACCCCUGAAAUCGACUGGGUGAAGAUUUUAGAGCCAUCCAUAUCUUUGAAGAUAGAUUUCUCUCCGGAAUCCACUUACUUUAAUCUUGUUGCGCACGACCACCUGACAGUGUGGCUCGCAGCGACUGGCGUUAUAGUGGGCACUACUGAUACCUCGCGAUUUGCCUUCUCAAGCGACGAUACACUUCUCGCUACUGCUGGUUCUGACGGAACUGUCCGUAUCUUCUCCGUCGGCAAUUGCAUGGUGCCGCUUAGGUGUAUCACGAAUCUCCCGAAGUCCGUCACAGAUCUCCCGAAGCCCGUCACGGAUAUACAGCUAGCCUUCCCUGGACUUACCUAUGACAUCGACGUGCUGACGUAUAUCGAAGCCACAGAGGACUCACACGGCGAAUUAGCGUUCUCUCAGUAUAAUUCAAAGACGAGCAACAUUCUUCAAACCACAACGCAGCAGACACCAAAAGACUCGUGGAGCAAGCAGCUACUUCGCUCGCCGCAUCUCAAAAAGUUCAUACUUCGCGAGUGGUCACACGAUCUGCCAUGGAUUCACAACGUAGAGCUUAAGCUACCAGAAGACGGAUCUCCAGAUACAACCUUAUUUGAAAUGGACACAGUUUGUUCACCGGGGUCAGUGGUCGAUAGUAACACUUGGUCAGAUGUGACUAUUGACGGUGGAUGGAUCCGUGUCGGGUCGAGGCGGAUCUGUUGGCUACCUCGCUAUUACAGGCCACGACAAGGCUCGUUCUGGGUGUUUGCGAACAGGAUACUUUAUAAGCCUUCAUCUCCUGCAAACGUGCCUCGUAUAGUCUUACGUCUCAAAGGGGUAGAUAUUUAUUAUUACGAUUGGUGA
This is a messenger RNA of Coniophora puteana RWD-64-598 SS2, 3906 nucleotides long. RefSeq lists its product as uncharacterized. The record is from RefSeq and is a predicted model, not a curated record. The coding region runs from base 94 to 3906 and encodes 1270 amino acids. Lineage: Eukaryota; Fungi; Basidiomycota; Agaricomycetes; Boletales; Coniophoraceae. The transcript is spliced from 3 exons. Gene Ontology annotation, molecular function: protein binding.